AAAUUCACAACCCAACCAGCGUCCCUCAACGCCCCAAAGGCCCGAACCCUCCAAACCCCAACCAACCCCUCCUCCUCCGGCGGCGGCGGCGGCGGCGGCGGCGAAGAUGAUCAUUCCGGUGCGCUGCUUCACCUGCGGCAAGGUCAUCGGCAACAAGUGGGACCUCUACCUCGACCUCCUUCAGGCCGACUACACCGAGGGGGAUGCUCUGGAUGCAUUGGGCUUAGUCCGUUACUGCUGUAGGAGAAUGCUGAUGACCCAUGUUGACCUCAUUGAGAAGCUGCUCAACUACAACACUCUGGAGAAGACUGAUGCCAAUGCUGGCAAUUAGAUGAACCUGCCAUGCUCCACCGCUUCAUUGCACCUAGUACCCUUUAAUUUAGUCAGUGUUCUGCUGCGUUUGACAUAUGUGGGCACACAGUGCUGUUAUGCUUAUGCAAAAAGCUGUUCUUGCACAUUAGUAAAUCUGGAUGGACUUAAACCACAUCCAAUGUAACAAGCAUGCAAAUGUUUCUGCUAUGUAACUGUUUCUGGUUAAGCCUCGCAGUAACAAGCAUGCCAAGGCGAAGAGUUUGAAAGGCAACAUUGUUCUGAAUCUCAUCUCAUCAUUGCAUAGAAUUUAUCGCUGUAUCAGUUGAUUUAGCUAUAUACAACUCACAGCUGCUUGUUUGAGACAAGAAUACUUCAUGUGUUCUACCAGUGGCGACCAUUGUAAGAGCUGUGAUUUCAGGAAGUGGUUACCAUCAUGUGCUGUUGACGAAUGGCUUAUUGAAAAGGGGGAAAGCCAUCUAUAUAUUUGUCCUUAGCACAAACCAGAGAGACAUGUGACCUGAAGGUGUUAAAGCAGUUCAGACUAUUGUUUAUUCUCCAUGUUUCAAAGUAUCACUGCUAUUCUUUUUCUUCAUUCUUGUCGGCAAGUAGGACGGUCAUGGCAUGAUGUCGGUUUGCUCAUGUUGUUAUGCAUGCACA
Messenger RNA from Oryza brachyantha (malo sina), 969 nucleotides. Its product is annotated as DNA-directed RNA polymerase subunit 10-like protein. The transcript has 4 exons. Lineage: Eukaryota; Viridiplantae; Streptophyta; Magnoliopsida; Poales; Poaceae. Gene Ontology annotation, cellular component: RNA polymerase II, core complex; RNA polymerase I complex; RNA polymerase III complex. The record is from RefSeq and is a predicted model, not a curated record. Gene Ontology annotation, molecular function: DNA binding; DNA-directed RNA polymerase activity; zinc ion binding. Gene Ontology annotation, biological process: transcription by RNA polymerase II; tRNA transcription by RNA polymerase III; transcription by RNA polymerase I. The coding region runs from base 107 to 331 and encodes 74 amino acids.